Messenger RNA from Hyposmocoma kahamanoa, 2712 nucleotides. RefSeq names its product protein kinase C-binding protein NELL1-like. The transcript has 18 exons. The record is from RefSeq and is a predicted model, not a curated record. Gene Ontology annotation, molecular function: protein binding; calcium ion binding. NCBI's taxonomy places the organism in Eukaryota, Metazoa, Arthropoda, Insecta, Lepidoptera, Cosmopterigidae. The coding region runs from base 82 to 2619 and encodes 845 amino acids.
CACUCCACCGACCCGUUACCCAUACCCGCCAGUCCGCCGGGGCGGCCGGCGAGAGCGCGCGUGUGAUGCGCUGCCGCUGACAUGGCCGGCGCUCGGCCGCUCGUGGCCGCCUGCUGCUGCUGGUGGUGGCUGACAAUUGCAGCCGCCACCGAGCUAGAUUUGCUAGGCGCAUUGUCGCUGCACAACACGUCCCGCGUCGGGGUGAGCACCGCGCCGGGAAUGCAGCCGCAGCGGACUGCUUAUGCCCUCGAUGGGGAUUCGCGAUCGCUGCAGGUGGAGGGCGUAGCGUUCGAGCGUGCCGCCGAGCUGUUGCGCCGCUCGCCCGAAUUCACAGUGCUCGCCGCGCUGCGCCAGGAGCCUGCUAACUCCGGCACCAUUCUCUCUUUUUCGCAUGGGUACAAUAGGUACCUGGAGGUGCAGUCGAGUGGACGGCGAGAUGAAGUGCGGCUGCACUAUGUAGCUGCAGGCGCGUCUGUAGCGCGCGUCGAGACAUUCCCAUUCCGGCUGGCGGACGGCGCGUGGCACCGACUGGCGCUGGCCGUGUCAGGCGCGCAAGCCACGUUGCUCGUCGAUUGCCAUCCACUCUACCGCCGCCUUAUCCCGCCACCUGAUCGCAACUUCACGCAACCACAGCUUGCACUGUGGGUUGGACAACGAAAUAGCAAACAUUCAUUAUUUAAGGGCACGCUGCAGGACGUGCGGCUGGUUAGCGGGCCGCACGGGUACCUAGCGCAGUGCCCCGGGCUGGACUCGGAGUGCCCGACGUGUGGCCAGUUCGCAUUAUUGCAGGCCACGGUCCAAGAGCUCACCACACAUAUCCAUGACCUUUCACUUAAGUUAGUUGGUGCCGAGGCAAGACUGGCGCGGUUAGAGCAGUGCGACUGCCAGAAGUCUUGUUUUAUCAACGGCACUGCCUUACCCGACGGUUCCACUUGGGAGAAGGAUUGUAAUCACUGCACCUGUAAACACGGUGAGAUUACGUGCAGACCAGUAGAAUGUGAACGAGUGGAGUGUAAAAAUCCAGUUUUACAUCCUGGAGAAUGUUGUCCUACAUGUUUACGACAAUGCCUUCUAAAACAAACACUAUACGAGCACGGCGACCGUUUCGUGCCAAAGGAAUGCGCGGAAUGCGUCUGCCACGACGGAAACAUGCAGUGCACGCGAGCGGACCCUAACACGACCUGCCCGCCGCUGCCUUGCGAAAAGUCACUACAAUUCACAGUGCCUGGCGAAUGCUGUAAAUUUUGUCCCGGUGUGGACUACUGCAGUAUGGGCCAUACUUGCGACGAGAAUGCGACUUGUAUGAAUCUCAAUACUAAAUACACCUGCAAGUGCAACCAGGGCUUCCACGGCGAUGGCUACACGUGUGAAGACGUAGACGAAUGCCAGCAAGCGGGUGGGUUAUACGGACAUCACUGUCACUCCAAUACGCGGUGUGUGAACGUGUUCGGCGGGUAUGUUUGCCAGUGCCUACCGGGAUAUGCCAGGAGAGACAAAUUUAGUUGCGUUGAGGUAGACGAAUGUGAAGGUGACACACACGGUUGUCAUAUUUACGCAAAUUGCACUAAUACACCCGGCUCUUAUACAUGUCGGUGUCGAGACGGUUACAUUGGUGAUGGAUAUACUUGCACGCCAAUUUGCACGGGUGGGUGCCUAAACGGCGGUGAAUGCGUGGCACCAGAGCAGUGCGUAUGCGCAGCGGGGUUCGGCGGCGCGCGCUGCGAGCGCGACUUGGACGAAUGCGUAGCGCCUGUACACCCCGCCGCACGCGCGCCCUGCGUGCCCCGCGCCCUCUGCGUCAACACGCCUGGCUCGUACUACUGCGUCUGCAAGGAAGGCUACAGGAGGGACCCGCAAAGAGAUCAUUGUGAAGAUGUUGACGAGUGUGCGGAAGGUUUUCACACGUGUCAUCCAAGUGCACGUUGUGUCAAUACGGAUGGAGGGUUCCGUUGCGAGUGUGAAACACAACCUUGCGAACUUAGUUGUAUAUGGCAAGGACAGACGGUGGGCGAGGGCUCGCGCUGGGUGGAGGAGAGCGGGUGCCGCGUGUGCUCCUGUGCCGCGGGAGUUGCGACCUGCACACGCGCGAUCUGCCCUUGCGACGUACCCGACAAUACUACUGCUGCGUUAAUCAGCACAGAGUCAUCGAUGAGCGUAGCGCCUGGUGCGUGCUGCCCGCACUGCGACGCGCGAUAUCACUGCCGCCACCAGGAGAUGCACCAUGUCACAUUUCGCAGUGGCGAGCGUUGGCUUUACCAGUGCCAGAUCUGCGAAUGCCUCCUUGGAGAGGUUGACUGCUGGGAGCCAGAGUGCGAAGAAGGCGGGGGUUGUUGCGGCGCGGAUGGCUCGGGGGGCGCGGCACCGCACCGCCUCGGGCUGGCCGGCUGUGCACCACCGCACUGCCAGCAGUGCCAGGGCGGGCAGUGUGCUACUUUGUGGAGUCUAAAUUGUAAAUUUGGCGCUCAACAAUGGACCGCUAGAAAUGUAUGCAAAAACGAAUCGAAGAUAAAUUCAUUUCAGGUAUUUUUUUAUGUUGCAUGUGUUAUCUUUUCCCAUUCGUCAUUCAUCAGGCAUGAGACCGUCAUUUUCACAAUUAUCAAACUCAGCGCCUUCAACUGAGCAUGCUUUAGAAAACAAUAUAACGGUUAUGUUAUUCUCCUCGUAUCGAAGUCCACAAUACGUCUAGUCAUAUUUUUUCAUUACAGUCAUUAG